AUGACAGAUGGUUAUGGAAAUAUUAAUUGGUGGGGUUUUAGCCCAGCUCUUGAUUUACAAGCGAUUGGUCUUGAGCCUGUGUGUGACAAAUUAAUGUGUGCAGUACCAGAUGAAAUUCAUAUUCUGCUUGUUGGGGCUGGAGAUAUUCGGCAUAUACUGAAAACAGUCGCACGAAGAUACAGACAUGGACAGAAGAAAAUCAAGUUUUAUGUCAUUGAAUCAGCUUUGGAACUGUAUGCACGAGAUAUGCUGUUGAUGAUGAUAGCUCUUGAACUUCAGAAGAAUAUGGGAUUACAGGAUAAAACAGAGUUAUUUUUGGAAAUCUAUGGAAACUCACUUGUGCGACAGCAAAGCAGUCAUUAUGUUGAAACGAUGGCCCAUGAGCUUAUUAAAAUGGUCACAGAUUUUGACUACAUGGACAAAAAGCUGCCACUGUUUGAUUUAUCAAACUUGAAGUACAAGGAAAGAGACUUUCUGGAGAGCAUCCUGAAAUUCUGGAGAAACAGAUCCAAGAUUGCAUUUGAAAUAGCCAAAUGCUGGGAUCUGAGAUUACGUCAGCUUCUUGGUGUUCGGUAUGACAGUAGGAAAAAUGUAUAUGACUGGGAUUACAAUAUGGAGCUCAUUGAACGUGGGGGUUCCAUUGUUUAUCUUCAUCAAUACAAACAGUGGAGAGAAAAUGGUGUAGCAUUCCAGAUUAGAGAUGGAACUUAUAAUGUGCCUAACAGAACAUUGUCAUCAGCUAUGGUGUUCAAACUUGAUGGCGAACGAUUCCCAAGACGCGGUUACUGGGGCGAUAUGGUUGUGUCUCCUUACAUAACUUUUGGGAUCGAAACAGAGGAGAAAUCAUUUUAUAAAAAACAAAAUAACCUUCAUACAAAAACUGCAGAAGAUGUUUCAGAAUUCAACAUUACAUCACUGUUUUAUGAAAUAGCCAGAAAUGAAAAAUAUGAACUUCCAAAAGUGAAGACGGAUAAAGAAAAAGAGGAAAGUCAGUCAACUGCCAAGUUAGAAG
Molecule: messenger RNA, 1012 nt
Organism: Candidula unifasciata
Lineage: Eukaryota; Metazoa; Mollusca; Gastropoda; Stylommatophora; Geomitridae
Source: the annotation of a GenBank genome assembly